UUUUUUUUUAUUUGGCGGGUUGAUGAUUUACAUCGGAGCUUAUAUAAAAGUUGAUGUUCUAGCAAAAUCAGUUUCAUUGAAACAAGCCUCCCCAUCCGCGACACAAGGAUCUCUUGAAGUCUCAAUUCUUCUUUUAUAAAGUUUUGAAGAGUUAAUAUUAUCAAUCUGAUAAAUAGUUUAACUUAAAAUAAUAUUGGCGCUUUUUUAUAAAUAAUUCCCAUAGUGGUAAUACAUAGUGUCACAAUUAAUGCACUUCAUUUAACUUUUUUUUUGCAAAUUAAGUUUAUCUCCUGAGUGAGAUUUGUGUUAAUUUUUUUUUUUGUUAUAUUGAAUUUGAUAAAAAAAAAACAAAAAUAAAUUUAAAAAGUGUUUGACAACAAUCGUUUAUUAAUUUAAGAGGACUUUUUACUCUGCUAUUGAUGCUGUUUUUAUUAUUUAACUUUUGUUUAUUUUGUGUGAUGGUUUAAAACAAGUUUAGUUGUUUAAUUUUGUGAUUUUGCUUUAUGAUAAGUUGUGAAAUUCUGAACCGAUUUUUUGAUUUAAUUUGUUUUAAUUGUGUGGUUUUACGGAGAUUUUGCAAACAGAUUAAUAUUUUUCAAAUAAUCUUGAUAUUUUCUGAAGCAAAGGACGACAGCUUAGUUAAAACGAUUUUUUAUUAACAAGGAUAACAUUAAAUUAACCAUGGACAGUAGUUAUCUCAAAUCACCAUACUCAAAACGAUAUGUCAUAGAAGAUUCAGUCCCAAAGGCCACAUCUGAUGGAGAGCCUCAUGAAGUAAUGACACUUGUAGCCGGUCUAUCAGGAAUGCUAGCAGCUUUUGUUAUAUUAGGAAUCCUUAUAACCUUAAUCGGUUGUCGUAGGAAAGAAAGACAACGCCCUAAAAAUCCACCACCACCAACACCAGAAGCUAGUGAAAUAUCUGAAAUUAGUAAUAAACGAUCAUCUAUGUUGCCACUUUUUACCAAAAGUAUCAGCAUGAUGGAAGAAACCAAUCCACGUCUAGUUUCAGUAUCGGUUAUUUCAAACAAUUUGGGAAAUUUAAAUCAAGCCUUCGUUGCUAGCGAAAUGUGUCUUGGACCAAAGGACGAAAAACAUAAGAUGUCCAUACAACACUUAUAAACAUGAUUUUAAAUUAAUUAGCUUAAUGCUAAUCCUAAGAGGCAAUACAAUAGACUGAACAGUUUUUAUUUUAUUAUAUUUUUUGUUAAUCAAAGUAUAAAACUUAGAGGAAUUUAUUUUUCUUAUUAAUAUAAUUAUUAUAUACGUACAAAGUAAUUUAUUUUUUUUUUUUAAUAAUUAAGUUUAUAUUAUAUAUAAAAUAUUUUUAACACGUACAUGUACAUACAUAUAAAUAUCUGUAAAUUAUUUAGAGAAAAAACCGAAGAUUUUUUUAAGAAUGUAAAAUAUACAAAACAUUUAUAUACCUAACAUAUAUUUUUAUAUAAUCACCUUGUGGCACUACUAAUAGUUUUAUAAAUAAUUAAACAAAAUGUAAUUAUGUAUAUAAUUUGAACACAUGAAUAAAGAAAAUAUAUGUAUUUUUAAAUAAUAAAAA
Molecule: messenger RNA, 1555 nt
Organism: Episyrphus balteatus (marmalade hoverfly)
Lineage: Eukaryota; Metazoa; Arthropoda; Insecta; Diptera; Syrphidae
Exons: 4
Coding region: 682-1119 (145 amino acids)
Source: RefSeq, a predicted model, not a curated record